Messenger RNA from Lodderomyces parapsilosis, 756 nucleotides. RefSeq lists its product as uncharacterized. The record is from RefSeq and is a predicted model, not a curated record. Bases 1 to 756 code for a protein of 251 amino acids. The transcript has a single exon. NCBI's taxonomy places the organism in Eukaryota, Fungi, Ascomycota, Pichiomycetes, Serinales, Debaryomycetaceae.
AUGUAUUACAGUUCAGUGGUCAUUGCGCUUGCGUGCUUUCUCAAUACCAUUACUGCAAUUGGAUUCACAGGCCAAUUUAAAAACAUACCCAAUGAUGUACCAGAACUAGCUAAAGAGUUGCGUCAAACAAUUCCGAACUUAAAUAACUACCCUCUGAGGUUCAUGGUGGAUUUGUACAGAAUCAGUGAUAAGGGUAAAAAUCACAAUUUUAGACCUAUAUCAGCCAUUGUUGAUCAAAACUACCAGUUCAAAUAUAAAGAUUUAGCAAACGGGGAGUACGAAUUGAUUGCCAAUUCUUAUGACUUUACAUUUACAAAUAACAGGUUUAAGAUAAUAGUCGAUGACGGUAAAAUUGUGGCAUGUGAAAGUUAUUUGGGCCAAGAGCAAUCUAAUUCAUCUGAAGUUACAGAAAUCAAUCACCAAACUCCAUUGGAAAUAGAGUUUAAAGAGGUCAAGCAAUUUUACGAAAAAUCUGGUGGAACUGUAUACGAUAUGCUUCUCAAUAGUCCCUUUGGAUUUAUUUUCAAAAACAAGACAUAUACAAUAAUUUUCAUUGUGGUCUUGACGAUUUCAGUGGCACCUACAGUUGCUCAAUGGAUUAAUCCCGAGUUUGUUGAACAGUUCAAAGAAGUACAAGUGCAAGCAGCACAACUGAGAUUGGAAAAGUCAGAUGUCGCAGAAACUCAGGAUAAUCCAAUAGGGGUAGGCUCAACAGGAGCCAAAAAGUCUAGUGGAUCAGUUAAAAAGAGAAGAUAG